AUGUCAGCUGGUAUAGAAAAUCGCAUAAGCAUUGAUUCAAUGAGUAAUGCAUUUACUGACACAUUGGCUUUAUCAGAAACAGAUUUUCUGGUGUGCACAUUUUCAUCGAAUAUGUGUCGUCUGGCGUAUGAAUUAAUGCAGACUCGUCAUGAGAAACUGGGUGAUGCAUCACAACUGGUUAAAUCUCUCGAUAAUGUGCACCAUUCAGAGGAUUCUCGAAAGUCAAAUUCGAGGUGCUGA
Messenger RNA from Trichobilharzia regenti, 240 nucleotides. The record is from the annotation of a GenBank genome assembly. Lineage: Eukaryota; Metazoa; Platyhelminthes; Trematoda; Strigeidida; Schistosomatidae.